Messenger RNA from Cokeromyces recurvatus, 712 nucleotides. Its product is annotated as C2 domain-containing protein. The record is from RefSeq and is a predicted model, not a curated record. The coding region runs from base 157 to 615 and encodes 152 amino acids. The transcript is spliced from 3 exons. NCBI's taxonomy places the organism in Eukaryota, Fungi, Mucoromycota, Mucoromycetes, Mucorales, Mucoraceae.
UUUUUUUUUUUCUACUUAUUUCAUUCAUGUCCGAGAUAACUAUUCGAGUGGGUAUCUUAAGGGCUAAAGACCUUGCAGCAGCGUAAAGUGUAUACAUGUAUAUGUGUAUAUAUAUAUAUAUAUAAAAAAGAACGAAUUUUUUAUUUGUUCACUAAUAUGUAUAUAAAUAUUUGUAUGUAUGUAUACAGUGACAAAACUGGGUUUUCGGAUCCAUAUGUCGUUAUGAGAGUAAAUCAUAAAAAAUAUAAAACAAAAUGCAUUAAACAAACUCUCAAUCCUGUUUGGGAUGCACACUUUGACAUUCGUGUGUCUCCGAAAAAGAAGCCAACUCAUCUCACAUUUACCGUUUGGGAUAAGGAUACAUUGGGUCGAGAUUUCUUGGGAGAAGUUACGAUACCUUUUAUUAACAUCUUUGAUAGAAAUAAUCAUGGUGUUUCAGAUGGUGUACCUCGUAACUACAAUGAUCCUAAUAACUUUGAAGCUUAUUUUCAAUUAUCAAAACGAAAGGAAUCAAAUAAUGUUUCGGGAGAUCUUUGUUUGAAAUUUGGAUUUGUAGAAGAGCACAUUGGUGAUGUGAAACGUUAUCUUGAUGCUUGGACGCUCCUGAAUGCUUAAAUUUUAUGCAUAUAUGAAUAUGCUUUAUUUUUUAGAAAAUUAUUAUUAGACUUAUUGUAUACUACAAAUAAAUUAAUAAAACAAAAAAAAAAAAAAA